Molecule: messenger RNA, 5846 nt
Organism: Heterocephalus glaber (naked mole-rat)
Lineage: Eukaryota; Metazoa; Chordata; Mammalia; Rodentia; Bathyergidae
Source: RefSeq, a predicted model, not a curated record
GGGGCGGGGCAAAGGGCUUGGCCGGCGCCCGGUCCCGCCCCAAACGUUCGGGGCUUCGUGGGGAGGGUCCCGGUCGCCGCCUGGGAUCACCUAGCUCGGGGCGUUGUAUGGGGCUGUUGGGGCGGAGCGGGACGUGCGAAGAUUCGAGCAAAGAAGAUCACCUGAGGCCUCUAUUCAUCAUGGAACUGCUCGAAUCCUGGAACACUGACAAAGGGAGCUUGAAGGAUUCAGGGGAGCCCUGACCCAGGCACGGCUCAAUGGCCCUGGGUGAAGAAAAGGCAGAGCUGGAAGCACCUGUGGACACGAAGUCCCAGUCCUUCAGGAGGUGGAGCCUCAAGGAGCAAGAGAAGGGCCCUGAGCCAGAGCAGCCUCCAUGCCAGGAAGCUGAAGGAGGGCCUGCCUCUCCUGUGUGCAGGACAGAGGGGCAACCUGCCCUUUCCUGCUGGGCUGGGGCUGACCCUAGCAACGCCUCUGGAAUUUACCUGCCACAGGCCAGUGUGGCCAGGAGAGCAGUGGUAGCAAAUGGGCCUAGGCCUGCCCUUGGUGUCCUGCUUCCUCCUGCCAUCACAGGGACCGGAGACCUUUUGCAUCCUGUGGGAAGCCAGAUGGAGGAGACGAAGCUUUCUGCCUCUCGGGGGCUACCUCAAACUGUUAACACCCCCAGAACUACAGCCCUUUGCUCAGGACACAAUGCUGAUACUGAAGAUGACCCCUCCCCAGUUGAUUCACCCCAGGUGCCAGGCCUCAGCCAGCAGCCUCCCAUCUCAGGUGCCCCUUUCCCGUCACAGCGGAGGUCCAUGGUGAGCUCAGGUGCUGCUGCUCCUCGGCUCUGCAGCCCUAGUGUCUCUGCCUCGCCCACGGGCAGCAGUCUCCAGGGUUACCAAGAGAAGGGAGAGCCUCUGAGUGGCUCCCUUGCCAAGGUCUCCUCCUCCCUGGAGCUGGCUGUCUCCCAGGAGCCCCACACUGUGGGGGCAGCAGGGCCUCGGCUGCAGUGGUCCCCACACCCUGUGGCCUCUGGGGGUGACACUGCUGGCCCAGGCAGGAGGCACCUCUCCUUCCAGACAGAGUAUUGGGCCUGUGUGCUGCCCAAUUCCCUGCCUCCUUCUCCCGACCGCCACUCCCCGCUCUGGAACCCAAAUAAAGAGUAUGAAGACCUCCUUGACUAUACUUACCCACUGAGGCCUGGGCCUCGGCUCCCGAAGCAACUUGACAGCCACAUGGUGGCUGACCCUGUCCUGCAGGACUCAGGUAUAGACCUGGAUAGCUUCUCUGUCUCCCCAGCAAGCACCCUCAAGUCACCCAUUAAUGUCUCCCCCAAUUGUCCACUAGCAGAGGCUCCCACUUUACCAUUUUCUGGGCCCAGAGAACCAGGCCUUAAGCAGUGGCCCUCUAGGAUACCCCAGAAGUGGGGCAGCAUGGGCCUGGCACCUUGGAGCCAGCUUUCAUCAACGCCUAAAGGCCCAGGCCAUGGGGAUGCUCCUUGGAAGGGUAGAGAGACAGCUCUGAGGGGCGUGAAGGAUUGGCCACCUAUGAGCAAGCACCCCAAGGUGCCCUCACUUCCCCAAGUGAGGACAAGAGACAGAGGGUGGCCCUCACCCAGGACAGAGAGGGACAAGAGGGCCAGCCAGAGUGUCUUUCACCCUACCUGCAUGGAGUCUGGAUGGAAAUUGGAAGAGGUGGAGGAAAGUGACGAGUAUCUUGCCCUGCCCACUCGGCUGACACAAGUUUCUAGUUUAGUUUCGUAUCUAGGCACCCUACCCACUGGGGCUGCUGAGGGACAGAGCUCUUUUGAAGUGUCGGACAGUAAUGGGCCAGCUUCCUUCCCAUCAGAUUCCAGCCAAAGCCAGCUUCCUUCUGGGGCUGCCUUCCAGAGGUCUGGGGCCUCUGAAGGCCAGAACCUGCACAACUUUGUGUGUGCCCAGGACUCUGCAGGAGAAGACAGUCUGGUGAACAACCAGGCCCUGAGGGUCUCCUCUGGACUGCUAAAAUCACACCCCUCACCAACUGUGUUGGACAAGUGGCCCUUCUCAGACCCAGAUGCUGAAGGGCAUCUUCUCAGGAAAGCAGAAGAACAGAGGAAAGACUCGUUGGUCCAGUGUGUGCAGACAUUUUGCUGUCAGCUAGAAGAGUUGAUCCACUGGCUGUAUAAUGUCACAGAUGUCACUGACCUUGGGACUCCGCCCCAGUCCAGUCUUACAGGUCUCAAGUCUUCUCUGCAAUUUUACCGGCAAUUUAAGAGAGAUAUACAUGAGCAUCAGUCCUUGACAGAGAGUGUCCUAGAGAAGGGGGAGACACUUCUUCAGUGCCUGCUGGACAGUACCCCAGUUUUAAAGGAUGUCCUUGGGAGGAUCUCGAAGCAGUCUGGUGAACUGGAAAGCCACGCAGAUCGGCUUUAUGACUCUAUCCUAGCCUCUAUGGACAUGCUGGCUGGCUGCAGCCUCAUCCCUGACAAUAAGCCAGUGGCAGCCACGGAGCCCCCACAUGCAGGGGUUUAACCAGGCAUCUUCUUCAGCAAAACUGCAGUCGCCAGCCAAAGGUUGUUCUUGGGAAGAAAAUGUUCUCAAGUCCUGGCAAGAGUCACUUAACAGUUAAAUUAAGGAGGAAAUUUUAAUAUACUAGCUUUAAAAUGCCUUUCUCUUGUAGAAGUAAGGGCUGUUGAAGUUACUGGUUUGUUUUUUUUUGGUACUGGGGAUCAAACUCGGGUCCUUGCACUUUCAAGGCAGGCCACGGAACCACUGAGCUAAAUCCCCCGGCCCUGAAGUUACUGUUUCUAUUUACAAUGAGUCCUUCCAGACUUAAGGUUUUCCUUUUGGUGCUUCUCUGUAAAAAGCAUGUGGCUUUGCAAUUUUUGAUAAAAUAGUAAAAUUUACAGGUCUUCUCUGUUCAGUUAAAAAAAAAUUGCGGACAAAGCUCCUAACUCUUCUACCUGUUGAGGUCAUGGAGAAGACGGCUUUGAGAAAGAAGAUUCCAGGCCCAGGGAUUUAGCUCCGUGGUGUGGCACCUGCCUUACAAGCAAAAGUCCUGAGUUUGAUCCUCAGUACCAGGAAAAAAAAAGAUUCCAAAUACAGUACUUGGUAUUCCCAGGCAUAGAAGGGGACUCAUGAGACUGAAAAAGCAGUUGAUUGACCAAAAGCCUUGGGUCUUUUCAGAAAGUUAGGCUCAGGUUUUAAAUUUCCUCUUUAAAGACUUUUUUAAAAGCGAUUUUAGCCACUGAUCUGUAGAAGGAAACUGGUAAGCGAGUAGAACCUCUACAGACUACUUUGAGCACAGGUGAUAACACUUUGCUGUGUUCUGUGGCUGACGUCUCCACCUUCCUGCCUAACUGAUUCCUUAAAAGAAAGCCGGGGAUGUAGCUCAGUGGCACACCUUCGUGGAAAGUGCAGGGUCCUGAAUUCAAUCCCGAAUAAGGGGAAGGGAAUGUGUCAGGGCAUCAGAAAACUACUGUUGUACUUCAGCUUUGUUAUGGAGCUUAUUAACAAGCUUAAGGGUGAUUCUUGGAGAACUCAACUGUCCCUUCUGUUCUCCCUUGGAAGACUACAGAAACUAAACCUGUCGGGAGUAAAAUCUUGGUCUUUUGGGAGUAGAUGUUAAGUACCUUGUCAAAAGAAAGAAAAAAAGUGUGUGGAUCAAUCAUUUAAAACAUCGAUUCGCUAAGUGGUUUUUUUUUUGGUACUGGGGAUCAAACUCGGGUUGUUGCGCUUUCGAGGCAGGCCGCGGAACCACUGAGCUAAAUCCUCAGCCCUCACUAAGUGUUUUGAAGCAAAGCAGUUAUUGCUAGUAACUGCAGAUUCCACGCACCAAAAAGAGCACUUUAAAAAGUUCUACUUGGGCUUUGAAUACCAAAUGGAAGCAAAAUACAUUAACAGUAUGUAAAGUUUUAUUAAAUGUGAUUUUUCUGCUCCAAAUUUCUUAGACUUUAGACACUGGAAAUAGCUGUUAAUUCUAAUAUUUAAUUGGCUAUUUAGGAGUAGCUACACAUAAAAUGCAGUAUUUCAAAUGCCUGUAGCAUAAUGUGGAUUAACCAUAAAUUUAAGAGCACAUUCAGAAUUAAACUUUUAUGAUUCUGCCAUCAUAUUUAUCUUGAUUCUAUAAAUGUUGAGAUUUUUAAAGACCAAAAAAAAUCUCCCUGGCAAAUAAUUAUCAAUUAUGUGUGCAUAUAUAUGCAUAUUAUAUUCACACAUAAUAACUAUAUUAUUUCUUUAAAGCCUAGAAUUGGUUUAAAAGGCAGGUAUGUGUGAUGGCCUCUACUCUCAAAUUGAUACAUUUGAUGUAGGUGUAAACUGGAACAUGCCUUUCCAGAGUAUGUUAGAGCAGCCCUUACAAAUUAAACCCAUUUGACAAGCAUGAAUAUGUCACUUUGGGGCCAGGAUUUAGCUCAGCAGCAUAGCACCUGCCUGGCAAGCAUGAGGUCCCCAGUUUGAUCCCCAGUUUGGUAUCGGGGAUCGAACUCGGGACCUUGCGCUUAGGCUUUCGAGGCAGGCGCUUAGAACCAACUGAGCUAAAUCCCGAGCCCGAAAUUGGCAUUUUUGAAGGUGAUAACCUUAUGGAAACAAGCUGACUAAUAUUACACCAGUUGAAUGUAGAAUAUGGUAUUCUUAUUCCCACUCACUGCAAUAAUAAUCAGCUUCAAGUGACAGGGAUUUUCAAUUUUAUUUUGGAAUACUGUUUUUCCCAAGAAACUGCUACCUUAUCUAGAGAUGAUCUAAGAUAUUUUUGUUCAUCUUGUUUGAAAUAAGAUGUGACUAAAGAGUACUCUCUGAAGCUGGAUGUAAAUGCCACCAGAGUAUUAACACGACUGUUAAUUACAUCUUCAGCUAUGCACAGUUUGAAACCUCUCUUAAAACUCAAGCUGAAAUUAUUUCACCCUAGGAAGAUGCUGCCAGUAGUAUUCCCAUCACCAAACACUGCCAGGUUAGAUUUAAGUAGCCAAGCAGGUUGGCACCUUGUGGUGCCAUAUUAAAUAAAAUUUCUUAGUAAUCCCUUAAAAUAAAUGGAAUUUGUCUAGAGGAAAGUGGCAAAAACUAAAGGUGAGCAAUUUCAAGACAGGGUUCUUGGGCCGGGGAUUUAGCUCACUGGUGCCACCGUCUGCCACACAAGUGCGAGGUCCCAAGUUCGAUCUCCAGUACCAAAAAAAAAAGACUGGGUUCUUGUUAUAAACACCUGGCUAAGCUCCAGCAAAUAGGAGACUUACAAUACAGGGCAGUUUUGAAGUUUAUGUGGGAACCCAAAGGUUGAUGUAAGAUAUCGUGGAAUGGCAAUGUAUAUGCUAAAAAGAAAUUUCUAUCCAAGGUCAGAGAACAGGAAGUUAGUGGUCAGACCAUUAUGGGUUUCCUUCUAUAAGGAUUUCCCAGUUUGCCCCUGCUUUGAACAUUCAUUAUGUAAACUAAAUUAUGGCAGCCUCUUAUAUUUAAAACAUGACAAGUGAUAAUUCCUUUCUAUGUGAACUAGUUAAAGACCACGGCAGCCUUGAAAUGUUUAUACUUGAAAAUGGGGUUAGAAGCAGGAAUAUAUUUUUUCAAAAAUGGAUUUAUUGGCAUAUAAAUAAAAGCAAAUAGUGAAGUAUGCUGAAAUGCUGUGGUAAGUCCUAAUUUUGACUGCCACAAGGAAAAGAACAUUGAUUUUCCAAACUAAGUAUGUAAAUAUGCUCAUAUAUCAAAAUAAAUUCAUGUAAUAUUUUCUGAUAACUUGCCAAGAAUAAGCUGACAGUUUGAACAACUUUUGCUAUAUAAUUCUAAAAUGCACAGCAUCCCAUUUAAUAGCCCAUCUGAUAUUUGUUUCAUGUCAUUUAGCUACUUUAGAAAAUAGUUUGUGAAUUAUUUUCCCCCUUUAUAUACUGUAUUGAUAAA